AUUUCUAUGCCGAUGUCUUGCUGUGCUACGGCUCUUUACCCGGUGAUUUUGACUGGAAUCAUUAGAUUUUCAUUUUACCUGUAACCCUUGACCCGAAUUUGCUUUGAUUUGAAUAAUCGAAAAUGGGGUCAAAAUAUGACAAGGAACCUUGUUGUGGGAUCUCACUGCUCAAGUAUGUUCUCUUCAUCUUCAAUUUCUUCCUAUUGAUAGGUGGAGCGGGCGUAUUAGGCGUUGGAAUCUGGACGGUCAUAUCAAAGUUUGAUUACACGGAGGUCCUAUGCUCGCACGCCUACAUCAUCUCGACAUACGCACUCAUCAUAUCAGGGGGCGUGGUCAUCAUCGUCGCGGCGACGGGUUGCUAUGGUGCCGUGCAGGAGGUCAAGGGUUGUCUGUUGCUGUACUUCACAUUGCUGCUGCUUCUGUGUCUGAUUGAGCUAGGUGUAGGUGUCUUUGUCUAUUAUUACAGAGGAGAGCUACAAGUUGAACUUGAGAAGUGCAUGAACAGUUCGAUGACCAAGAACUAUGGACUAGAUGGUAACAGCGCUUACACUGCAACGGUAGAUGAUUUACAGAAUAGUUUCAACUGCUGUGGUGCUGCUAGCUUUGAAGACUGGACCAAGAGCGAGUGGAAGGUCAGCGGGUUAGCAGGGAAUCGUAGCGUCCCGGAGAGCUGCUGUAAAACCAUAAGUCCCUACUGCUCUGUCAGGACACAUCCUUCAAAUAUAUACCAUCGGGGUUGUGUAGUUGGCCUGUCAUUGAUUGUUGAAGAUCAUCUUAUCAUAAUAGGUGCUGUUAGCUUAGCCAUAGCGGGUGCUGAGAUCAUGGGUCUCAUCUUCUCUAUGUGUCUUUACUGUCAUCUCCGAUAUGAAGAACAGGAGCCCUACUGAUGAAUGAUGCAACAGCUCAUUAUAAUAUAUGCAUAAAUUUGCAUAUCUUAUGCUAAUGAGAUAGAGAUCAUUCGUAAGACAUCGAUAUUGUGCACUCUUUUUGCUGCACUUAAAAAAUAGUAGAUGGUGUGAAAAUAAUGAACAUGAUUUCAGAAUUGUUAGGGGCACACGCAGAUUCGGCCUUUUCUCCAUAUCUAUCUAUUUACAACUCAUGCUUUUUUUAAUAGAAUGCCGGCAGUUUUGUAUAUUUUCAA
Molecule: messenger RNA, 1141 nt
Organism: Lytechinus variegatus (green sea urchin)
Lineage: Eukaryota; Metazoa; Echinodermata; Echinoidea; Temnopleuroida; Toxopneustidae
Product: CD151 antigen-like
Exons: 8
Coding region: 123-887 (254 amino acids)
Cellular component (GO): membrane
Source: RefSeq, a predicted model, not a curated record